Molecule: messenger RNA, 955 nt
Organism: Dromiciops gliroides (monito del monte)
Lineage: Eukaryota; Metazoa; Chordata; Mammalia; Microbiotheria; Microbiotheriidae
Gene: BCDIN3D
Product: BCDIN3 domain containing RNA methyltransferase
Biological process (GO): miRNA metabolic process; negative regulation of pre-miRNA processing
Cellular component (GO): cytoplasm
Molecular function (GO): RNA methyltransferase activity; O-methyltransferase activity
Source: RefSeq, a predicted model, not a curated record
UCCACCCGCAGACGGACUGAAGCCAAUGGCGGCGCCCAGUCCUGCAGGUGGCGGAGGCUGCGAACCGACGAAGAAGCGGGUAGCCGAACAAGGGUUCUUGGAGCCUGGAGCUGCCCCGUACGGAAACUUCCCCUGUUACUUCUCCCGCGUCCACCCGCCCGAGCAGCGCUUUCGCCUCUUGCCCCCGGCGCUGUUGCAGCAGCUGUUUCCCCCAGAGCCCCGAUCCCGCGGCCGCUGCUGGGGGCUCGAUGUGGGCUGUAACUCCGGGGCUGAGGCAUUGGCUCUAUACAGACACCUCCUCUCACUUGAAGAGGGAGAGAUCUGCCGCAGUUCCAGUAGAGACCUUCGCUUCCUUUGCUGUGACAUUGAACCUGUCUGGGUGGAGCGAGCUGAGAAAGACUGCCCCUUUCCUGAAGCUAUGUCCUUUGUUACCUUGGACAUCAUGGAUCCCCAGACCCGGAGCCCCAGUUUGAGUUCCUUCCUGAACCAGUUUGGCCGCUCCAGGCAGGCCUUUGAUAUAGUCUUCUUAUGUCCAUCACCAUGUGGAUUCCACCUGAACCAUGGGGACAAUGGCUUAUUCGCCUUCCUGGCCCAUCUUGCCUCUCUCUGCCUGGUCUCUGGCCGUCCUGGUGAACCACAGCCUUGGAAGUGUUACCGGGCAGCUGCCAUGCGGGCCUUCAGCAAACUGGGCCGCCAUAACUUUGACCGACCUUUCGUUCUUCUUGCCAUGUGCGUGGUGACAUGGCCUGACCAUAUCAUUCAGAUUCUUAAGACAAUGACGCAUAUACAUGAGCUGGUGUGCUGCUUUGGUAGCACUAGCUGGGACCGAAGUCUUUUGCUCUUCAGGGGCGAACCAACCAUGCUGAACCUCCCCAUCCUUGUAACCAAGAUGAAACAUGAUGAACAGAGGUAGAUUGACAUCCUAGAAGCAACAAGGUGGGAGGGAUGGAGAAGC